This is a messenger RNA of Ostreococcus tauri, 1089 nucleotides long. RefSeq names its product Mitochondrial substrate/solute carrier. Lineage: Eukaryota; Viridiplantae; Chlorophyta; Mamiellophyceae; Mamiellales; Bathycoccaceae. Bases 1 to 1089 code for a protein of 362 amino acids. The transcript has a single exon. The record is from RefSeq and is a predicted model, not a curated record.
AUGGUCGAGGCAAAGAUCCGUGAGCGCACCGCGCGCGCGAAGACGACGCGCGUGAUGCCCGAGGUUGGGGCGUCGACGGAGAUUCGACGACGAUCGAAUCGCGCGCUCCCGGAAUUGAGCGCGGGUAAGACGACGACGGCGACGACGCCGCGGGUGGACUUUGGAGAGGUGAUGAAGAAGGCAUCCGCGCGGGCGUUCCGAGGCGGCGUCGCCGGGUUCGCGGCUGGGGUGAUUCAGGUUGGGUCAUUCAUGUGGAUGCGCACGGCGAUGAAUUAUCAAUACGCGAACGGCGGAAACAUGCUCGGGAGCAUUAAAGCGCUGUAUAAGGAAGGCGGCGUGCCGAGGUUGUAUAAGGGGGUCUCCUUUGCGAUCGUGCAGGCGCCGCUGUCGCGAUUCGGGGACACGGCGAUGAACACCGGGGUUUUGGCGGCGCUCGAGGCGUACUAUCCGAACAUGCCGGUGAGCGUGGCGACCGGUUUCGCCUCCGUCGGCGGUGCGACGUGGAGAAUCUUCUUGACGCCCGUGGACACGUUCAAGACGACGCUGCAAGUGCAGGGUAACGCCGCUUUCGCGUUGUUGAAGGAUAAGGUUCGCGCCGGCGGCGUCGGCGUGCUGUACAACGGCGCGGCGGCGAAUUUCGCGGCUAACUGGGUCGGCAACUAUCCGUGGUUCGCCACCUUCAACUACCUGCAGAAGACGAUCCCGAAGCAGGAUACGAAGAUGGGCAACAACGUGCGCAACGCCGUGAUCGGUAUGUGCUCGUCCAUCGUGAGCGAUUGCAUCUCCAACUCUCUUCGCGUCGUGAAGACUGUCAAGCAAACCUCCGGCGACGCCAACAUGGGCUACAUCCAAGCCGUCAAGGGUGUCAUCGCCAAGGACGGCAUGGCCGGUCUCUUCGGCCGAGGCUUGCAAACGCGCAUCGUCACUAACGUCUUGCAGGCGAUGGUGUUCUCCGUCGCCUGGAAGGGCAUCGAGGAGGAGCUCAACAAGCGCGCCGAGGCGAAGAAGGUUGACACCAAGACCGCCAAGAAGGGCGGCAAGAAGGCCUCCCUCACCGCGUCUCAGCUUCCGCCGCUCGUCGUCGCAUAG